Betta splendens (Siamese fighting fish) is the source of this 4699-nucleotide messenger RNA. It is a transcript of the gene igdcc4, whose product is annotated as immunoglobulin superfamily, DCC subclass, member 4. Bases 460 to 4326 code for a protein of 1288 amino acids. Gene Ontology annotation, molecular function: protein binding. The transcript is spliced from 19 exons. The record is from RefSeq and is a predicted model, not a curated record. Lineage: Eukaryota; Metazoa; Chordata; Actinopteri; Anabantiformes; Osphronemidae. Gene Ontology annotation, biological process: cell-cell adhesion; axon guidance. Gene Ontology annotation, cellular component: plasma membrane; axon.
UUGGUGGGGAGCACGCGGCUGAACUGCACGCGCGGAUCGAUGGGGCGCGUUGCGAUCGGCGAAAACGCGUUUCGAGACUCCGGCGACGAGCAGCCUGCCGCUGUAGUCUGGUGAGCGUGCGCGCCGCGUGCGCGCGCGUGCGCCCGACUAGACCAGCGGCCCGCACACACACACACACACGCACACGCACACGCGCGCGCGCACGCACACACACUUAACAUUCGUUCGCAACAUGGCGUUGAAGCGCCGAGAGACACGACGUCUCUCCCCCGAAUGAAGCGCGCUCAUUGUUGGCGGAGGAACGGGACCGCUGAGCGGACGGACGGACGGACGUGUCCACGGUCCUUUACGCACCGGCGGAGACAAUAGCGGAUUCCAGCGUGUGCACGUCGCUGUAACGGUUUAUCUGGCUGUAUAGACGCACGCUGCUGCCCCACUGGUGGAAAUCAAAGGCUGUACAUGGCGGUGGAGAGCACUAUUUGGCUACUCGGUCUUCUUGCGCUGCUUUGUGGUCCGUCCAAUCAAGAUAAGCCGGUGUCAGUAGAACUGAGCUGCGGCGCUGGGCCCGGCCACGUGGUGUUGGAGCCGGGGUCGCCGCUCCAGCUGGACUGCAGUCUGGGAGCCAGCGAGGGCCCGCUCAACGUGACGUGGCUGCAGGACGGCCGGCCGCUGCCCCCGGAAGGCGGCGCCCACCUGCAGCGCCUGGUUAAUGGCUCGCUGCUCCUGCUGCCCCCCCCCGCGGGCCAACAGCCCCCCCUGUCUGUGCAGGGGGGCUACAGCUGCAUCAGCGCCAGCGCCGCCGGUGCCCUGACCAGUCGCACCGUCAACGUGCAUCUGGCAAAUCUGUCCAGGUUCCAUCAGCAGCCGUCGCCUCAGACCGUGCCCGCUGGGGGGGCCGCCCGCUUCCAGUGCCAGAUCGAGGGCGUCCCGUCGCCUGUGAUCACCUGGGAGAAAGACAACGUGACCGUCCCUGAGGAGACGAGGUUCCUUCCGCUUCCUAAUGGGGUGCUGCAGAUCCUGGAGGUGCAGAAGGAGGAUGAAGGCGCCUACCGCUGCGUCGCGUCCAACUCUGCCAGGACGGACGUCAGUGAGGAGGCCAGGCUCACUGUCACCACAGGUUCGGUUGAAGCUCUGAACAGAGUUGUGAUUGUUGCACCACCUCAAAAUGCCACAGUGGUGCUCAGUCAUCCUGCCGUGAUGGAAUGUAUGGCACAAGGCCAGCCCAAGCCGCUGGUGUCCUGGAGCAGACAAGAUGGAAAGCCCAUUUCCACUGACGUGAUCGUCCUCGCUACAAACCUGGUGAUCAGGCACACGCGGCGCCACCACGCCGGCGUCUACGUCUGCCGGGCCAACAAGCCCAAGACCAGGGAGUUCGUCACUGCUGCUGCCGAGCUUCACGUGCCCGCCCCCCCCGUCAUUCUCCAGCCCCCGGAGGCGGUGUCUCUCUCGCGGGGAAACACCGCCCGGUUCGUGUGCAACAGCUCCGCGGAGCCGGCGGCGGCGCUGCGCUGGCUGAAGGACGGGCGGCCCAUCAAGUCGCUGGUGCGCGUGAAGUCGCCGAGCCCCGGCGUGCUGCUCAUCAACCAGCUGGCGCUGGAGGACGCCGGCUACUACCAGUGCAUCGCCGCCAACCGCCUGGGCACGGCCUGCGCCAGCGCCAGGCUGACGGUCAUCGUGAGGGAGGGGCUGCCCAGCCCCCCCCGCCGCCUGUCCGUCACGCCCCACUCCAGCACCACGGCGCUGCUCGCCUGGGAGAGGCCCGAGCACAACGCCGACCAGAUCAUCGGCUACUCCGUGCACUGCCACCGCACGGCGGGCUCCGACGGCGUGGAGUACCAGUUCGCCAUGAACAACGACACCACGGAGUACCACGUGAGGGAGCUGCUCCCGCACACGGCCUACACCUUCUUCGUGGUGGCGUACUCGCCCAUGGGCGCCAGCCGCCCGUCUCUGCCCGUCACCGUGGAGAUGCUGGAAGACGUGCCGAGCGCCCCACCUCAGCUGUCCAUAGCCAGCACCUCCCCCACAGACAUCAGGCUGAUGUGGCAUCCACUGUCCUCGCAGCACAGCCGAGGAGCCGUGACCCGCUACCGCAUCGAGUACAGCUCUGUGGAUAAGGUGGACACUGUGUUCUCAGUGGAGGUGGCAGGUAAUGAGACUCAGUUCACGCUGAGGGAACUGCAGCCCAACCAGAUCUACCGGCUGAGGAUCGCAGCAGGAACGGGGAUCGGCUUCGGGGUGCCGUCUGAGUGGGCUCAUCAUCAGACCUUAGCGCACUACAAUCACAGUGACAGCAGCAUGGUGAUCUUCGCCCCGACUGAGCUGAAAGUCCGGACCCGGGUCAGUACACUCAACGUGACCUGGCACCCCUCGCCCAAUCACACGCUGGUCUCCGGUUACAAGCUGUCAUAUCGUGAAGUGGAGGCGGAGGAGUCAGCGCAUGGGGGGAGACCCGCACAGACCCACACCGUCAGACUCCGUAAGAAGGCCAGGUUUCACCUCCUCACUGGGCUCGCUCCAGACCAGCAGUACGAGGUGAGGGUUUGGGCGUUCACCAAGCAGACGGAGGGCGCAGCUGCAGUGUGGAAGGGCAGCACAGACAAGGCUGCCGACAAAACGCCGUCGCCGCCCAUGCGCCCGCCUCCGUUGCCGCCCAGCAGCAUCCACGCCGCGUCCAACGGCUCCACCUCCAUCUGGCUGCGCUGGGAGAAGCCGCGCUUCAGCAACGUGCGCAUCAUCAACUACACGGUGCGCUGCAGCCCGGCCGGGACCACCAACGCCUCGCUGGUCUCCUAUCACACCAGCUCUGCGCAGGAGAUUCUGCUGGCAGCGCUGAAGCCCUUCACCCGCUACGAGCUGGCGGUGCAGUCUAACGGAGUGGACGUGGUGGGGCCCUUCAGCGGCACGGUGGAGCAAAGCACGCUGUCCGACCGGCCGUCGUCACCCCCGGAGGAGGUGCAGCUGAGUGCUCUGGACUCCUCCUCUGUGCUGGUGAGCUGGCGCCCUCCAGUGGAGCCCAACGGCAUCAUCGUCAGCUACAGUGUUCUGUACACGGGGAACCUCAGUCAGCCAGAGUACAUGUGGAAAAACCUCACACAGGAUGGAAGCAUCACCAGUGCAGAGGUCCAGGGUUUGUCCAGUGGUGCUCGUUACUAUUUUAAAGUAGGAGCAUCCACUGAGGUGGGGCCAGGGCCGUACUCGCCUCUGAAGGAUGUCCACAUUCUCCACAAAUACGAGCUGGACGUCCACGCAGUGACCGGCAUCAUAGUCGGCGUGUGUCUGGGGCUCAUAUGCAUCCUCCUCUGCAUGUGCUUCAGCUUGCGCAGCAGCAAAGCCAGGUACGGUAGCGGCGCGGCGUCGCCACGGCGACCGCGUCCUGAUCCAUUGGUCCCGCUUGGCUCUCAGCGCUGCCCUGUUUCCGCUCCACGCAGGGAGGCGUCCGGGGGCCUGGACCCCACGGCGGCCGCGCUCCAGCACAGGAGAGGCGGCUGCCCCGUCCCCUCCGCCGUGCACGAGUGCAGCGACAGCCACGAGCUGGAGACGCUGAUGCCCCCGGGCGGCCAAAGGUGCGCUCAGCCGCUGGCGGAGGCGCCCGAGGAGCAGAGCCUGAUGGCAAGCGUUAACCCGCCAGAAGGGGAGGAGCCCCCUGCGCCCGAAGCCAAGGCUGCUUGGAAUGGCUCUGUGAGUCAUAACUGGGCCAACAGAAUCACUAGAUACAGAGACACCAUAACAGAAGACUCUCCAACGCUCGUUAAUGGAGCUCUCACCAUGCUCAUUACUGAUAAGGACACGGGUUUGGAAGAUCGACUGUGCUCAUACGUGUGCAGCAACCAGGUGGAGGCAGAAGUCAUCGUUCACUCAGAGCUGUCGGAUCCCGCGAGGGAUGAGGAGGAGGAGGAAGAGGAAGGGGGGCGCCGGAGGGAGACAGAUUCCAGCACCACCAGGGGACCUUCAUUAUCAGAGGGCAAAUAUUCCCCCCUGAGCCAGAUAAGCCCUGCAAUAGAGACAGAACCCCCAGAAAAACUCUCGCUGGCGAGUCUUCCCUCGAUUAAGUCGGUGGCCAAUCACAACGGGGUGCUGGACGACAGGGGGGAGGAGCCCACUGCAGACCUGGAGCCGCAGCAGGACACGGGGCUGACUAAUGGCUUCCACUCCCCCAAGACUGUGAGGCCUGCGCUCAGGUCAGAGCACCUGGAGGCGGGGGAAUCCAGACACUGCCCUUCCGUAGCGGGGAAGACGGCCUCUGUGGGCCGGACCCCCGCCCCCUUCGUCAGCUCCGGCCUCGUCCACUCUACCUCAGCAGCACACAGCUAUCUGUGCCCGUAGCCUCACGCACACACACACACACACACACACACACACACACACACACACACACACACACACACACACACACACACACACACACACACACACACACACACACACACACACAGAUUGAUUUUCUUCCCUUCAUACCUAGGGAGAAUUCCCAUGGCUUAUUUUCAUGCACCUCAUUAUUGGAGUUCUUUCUCUUCCUUGCAAACUUUUAGAUGCUUUGAAUUCACCACACGCUGCAUAAACAGCGCAGUAUGUAUGUACUCAUAUGUUAAUGGGGGAGCGUUUCCGUCUGUAAGGUUGCAAUCAGGCAGAGCAGAGGGACGCGGCCUGUGAGGAGGUUGUUUCCACUGCGUUGCUCUCGUGACUCCGCUGGUUCUCC